Messenger RNA from Colletotrichum fioriniae, 717 nucleotides. The record is from RefSeq and is a predicted model, not a curated record. Lineage: Eukaryota; Fungi; Ascomycota; Sordariomycetes; Glomerellales; Glomerellaceae.
AUGGCGCACUACAUCCCAUCGGCAUCUAGCGGUUCUCGAGAAGGUUUGGCUUCGGAAAGUGGGCAAAAGGAGGAGGAGGAGGAAGAGUUGCUGUUCACUGAUGAGGAAGAAGACGAACCUGAGAUCAAAGACGAGCUCAAGAUUCUUGUCGACGCGUCUAACCGGGAAAGGUGGUCGGAUGUGGUCUUGCAGGCGCGGAAGCACAUGCGGUGCCACCCCAGACACCCAGGACGCGUUCGCGACGGCGGGAGAGUGUGCAUCUUGGUGGAUUCUUCCUCAUCAGACGAAGAGGACGAGAAUAAGCUUCCAGUCCGUCGUCCAGAGCUGGACCCAGCAAAACCCACAUUCACCCUUUUUCCCCAACUGCCGAAAGAACUUCGGGAUAGCAUCCUCCUCACGGCCGUCGACCCCAUCACCAUCAAAGGCUGGAUUAAAAUCGACCUCGAGUGGUGGCGCGGGCCCCAAGCACAUUUCCCCCUCCGCCGAAUCAGGUCCUGGGCCGCCAUACCCUUAUACGCCGUCAGCCGGGAAACCAGGGCGCUGGCGGCCACGGCUUUCGGCGCGCCGGACCCGCGGACCUUUCCGUUCAGCCCCGCUCGGGACGCUGUGGAGCUUAUGUGGGAUGGGUCCAUGCUCCCCACCACGUGGAGGCGGGCGGAGGACUACAGGCUGGCCGGGCCCGUUAUCACGGUGGGCUAUGCCGAGGGAGACGCGUGA